Messenger RNA from Somion occarium, 2403 nucleotides. NCBI's taxonomy places the organism in Eukaryota, Fungi, Basidiomycota, Agaricomycetes, Polyporales, Cerrenaceae. The record is from the annotation of a GenBank genome assembly.
GCCGUUGUCAAACAAUUAUACAUCUUGCACUCUCACAGAGUCCGCCACCAACAAAUAUCUGGGCGCUGUCCCUGUCAGCGCUUUCUACUCUCUCCUCCUCCCGACAUCAGCAGCCACGUCGGUCGUCGUUAACUAUGUCUUGGAAGCUUGGUUCGAAGAGUACGUAUACGAACGACACCCCUAGCGCCGUGCGAUGUUACGGUGUACGCUUGAAAUUCACUAACAUGCUAUUAAGAAUCAAAAGAGAGCAAGGAGGGCGUUAUCUCUCGCUCCGUUACCCCCAUACCCUCCCGCUCAGUAACGCCUCGACCACCCGAUGGAUCCGAGAAUACGUUUCGUUCGGGGAUGCUGACAGUUCGCGUCUUCUCUGGUCAGUGCAGCAUAGACACUCUGAUCGGUUUCAGAGGUUGAUUGACUUCAUUUUGAAAACAGGGCGAGGGCUGGCCCUACCCCCAGGCGUGAAGGUGCCUGACAUUGUACAGAAAGCUCUCGAUGCAGCUCCGCCUCGCAGAUCGACGAGCAAUCGAGAAAGUAUGCAGAGAAAGCGGAAUUGGUGGCUUCCUUACGUCGUACUGGAAUACGAUAAGAACGAAGUGCUUAUUGAUGCACUCGGCGGUGAUCUGUCAAAGCCAGAGUGGAAUUAUAGAGCUGACUUUGAUGUGUCUCGAACGUCGACUAUCGUCGUUUCUGCAUAUCUCCGUACGGCACAGUGUGUCCACGGGCAGGAUGACAUGGGAAACGACAUUCUCAUGGCCCGUGUUGACCUGACGCCAACCCUGGAUGCUCAUCAUGCAUCGGAUGGAUGGUACAACGCAACUGCUGGCGCUGGUUCUUUCCACCUCAAAAUUGACUUCAAGCCCGCCCGUCACGAAUCACUAACCAUCGAACAAUUCGAUUUGCUCAAAGUAAUUGGCAAGGGCUCCUUCGGCAAAGUCAUGCAAGUACGCAAGAAGGACACGCAGCGGAUUUACGCCCUAAAGACUAUCAGGAAAGCAAAUAUUGCCUCGAGACCGGGAGAGAUCACCCAUAUCCUUGCUGAGAGAACUGUUUUGGCGCUGGUCAAUAAUCCGUUUAUCGUGCCGCUCAAGUUCUCCUUCCAAACUCCGGAUAAGUUGUAUCUGGUCAUGUCUUUCGUGAACGGCGGCGAAUUGUUCUAUCACCUCCAACGGGAGGGUAAGUUCGACGAGGCACGCAGUCGAUUCUACGCCGCCGAACUGCUAUGUGCUCUCGAGCAUUUACACGGUUUCAACGUGGUGUACCGGGACCUUAAACCAGAGAACAUCCUUCUAGACUAUACCGGUCAUAUCGCGCUGUGCGACUUCGGUCUCUGUAAACUCAAUAUGUCUGAAACGGAAAAGACCAACACAUUCUGUGGAACCCCCGAAUACAUAGCGCCGGAACUUCUCGAGAAUCAGGGGUACACCAAGACCGUCGACUGGUGGACGCUCGGAGUGCUCCUGUACGAGAUGAUGACCGGCCUUCCACCCUUUUUCGACGAGAAUGUCAAUGUGAUGUACCAAAGGAUCCUGUCAGACCCUCUUUUAUUCCCAGAAGACAUGCCUCGUGACGCCAUGAGCCUCAUGAUUGGUCUCCUGCAGCGAAACCCUGCAAAGCGAUUGGGUGCAGGCGGCGCUGAGGAGAUUAAGCGGCAUCCUUUCUUCUCCAAGCAUAUCGAUUGGAAUCGGCUAUUGGCGAAGAAGAUCCAACCGCCGUUCAAGCCGAGUGUGGAAUCCGUGCUAGAUGUUGCAAACUUUGACCAAGAGUUUACGGCUGAACAAGCUCAGGACUCGCAUGUCGAUGAUACGCCUUUGUCAGAGACGAUGCAAGAUCAGUUUCGAGGCUUCACUUACAACCCAGGCAACGAACACCUCAGCGAGAGUAUCAGCUACCCGAGCGUCAUGGGCUAAGCGUUCGGCAUGGCCCAUUUGCCGUCCUCCGCUUUACCAACGCAGUGUUUCACACAUCUGCUUCUGUUGUGCUUUCUUGGUUCCCUUUCUCCCGGUUUCUCCAUCGAUAUCUGGGUUCUUUCACGUCUUCAUUAGACGUCCAGUAUUUAUUCCACUUCGGUUUCCUGCCGACCGGCACCCACCUACAUGUCUUUGUCUUCGCCGUCUGUUGCUCUAGGUUCCUCACAUAUGUACAUCUCAUCCGUUGCAUCCACGCAUUUUUUGUUGUAUGACAUAUCCGUCUCUCAUUCCUCGCUCUCCACGCUUCCACUCUCUUUGCCGCUAGUUACUAUAGCGAUAGCUCUGACAACAUGGACUUUCUGUCAAUCUCAAAUGUAUCAUUGGCAUAUGUCCCUAUAGCCCCGUUAUUUAUGUAUAUACCAAGUUGUGAACCUUUGUAGCACCUCCGAUGAAUUCACGCUCUCCAUACGAGAGGAUGCACCUAGGCCCUUCCGUG